Ascoidea rubescens DSM 1968 is the source of this 3840-nucleotide messenger RNA. RefSeq lists its product as uncharacterized. Lineage: Eukaryota; Fungi; Ascomycota; Saccharomycetes; Ascoideales; Ascoideaceae. The transcript is spliced from 2 exons. The record is from RefSeq and is a predicted model, not a curated record. The coding region runs from base 1 to 3840 and encodes 1279 amino acids.
AUGUGUUUGUGGUUGUUUUAUACACGAAAGCCUGCUUUUGUUCCUUCUGUUCCUUCUGCUGCUUCUGCUUCUACUUCCGCUUUGAGUACCGACCCACCGGGCUGGCAACGCACGGCUAACAACAGCAACAGCAACAGCAGCAAAGGUAGCAAAGGUAACAAUUACUUUGAUAACUACUGGCUUAUUUGUGGUUUGGCUGUCGAGCUCUCUUUUUCAAUCACACAUACAUUUAUGGAAACCUCUGAGGGAAUCAUCACAAUAAGUAACGACGUCACUUAUUAUGAACCUGAGUUACCAUCCUAUGCCAUCUUAGACACAAUAGUCUUUGGAAAUGAGGAAUACUACAUUCAUAAUAUAGCAAUUAAUACAAUAAACGAUGUCACCCAUACAAAUAACACUCGAUGUAUUCAAAUCUUGCGGAAAAAACUAGGAUCUUGGAUUAAUAUAUCACGAUUUCAGGAUUUAAUUCCGACUCAAAAUCUUAAAAAAUUUAAUACUCUAAUAGAUUCGAAGAUUGAUAAAAAUUUUAUAUUCAAAUUUAAAGAUUCAUUGUUUUCGGGUUUAGAUCCAAAGAUAUUAUCAUAUUUCACCGGAAUUUGGGUUCCCUUACCAAUUGCAAGAAAAAUUUCAUCACUCUUUAAAUUGAAUUCUUAUUUAAAUCCCAUUUUAUCCUUCAACAGAGUAGCAAAAGUUCAAUAUAAUACUUUAUUGUUUCUUGAAACUUUUGUUCAUUUAACUAAAAAUUUGUCAACAAGAAUCUUAAGAUCCUUUGAUGAUGGCUUAAUCAAUUUAGAUCAUUUAAUUAUAACGAAACUAAUUUUUGAUAGACUAUAUAUUGAUAAUGACAUAAUGAAUAAAAACAAUAAACUAAAUGAUAUUCUUGACAACUCAAAUGAAUCCAAUUUUUUAGAAAAUUUAUUGUUUUGUAAAUCAAAAUUAUUGUCCACUUUUACCAUCAAAAAAUUAAUAAAUUUGUCCAACAAUGAUAAUAAUAAUAAUAAUAAUAAUAAUAAUAAUAAUAAUAGUUUUAGUGUUAAUACUGACGAUAAAAACGGUAACCUUGAUUAUCAUAAAAUAACUGGAUCUUGUUGCGAUGGACACUAUAUUGACUUGCUUCAAGCAUCAAUAUACUGUCAAAAAAACAAUUUUUAUAAAUUUUCAAUUCCAAUUCUUGAAUUUGAUUUAUCUGGAAAGUUUUUAAAUAAAUUAAAGACCAAAGCUGUUAUAAACACUUUUGAAAGAGAUUUGCUCAAUAAUUUCAAAACUAAAUUACAUUUUGAAACAAUCACUCACUACAAUACUUAUUUAAACAAAUUUCCUUUAUCUUUCAAUGUUAUUUAUUUUGAGAAACUUCUAAAUAAGGAUAAGUCAUUAUCAACAAAUUUAAAUUUUAGAUAUGAUUUGCUUGAUGUUUUAGGCUUUUAUAUUCAAUCAAAACUUAAUGAAAAUAAUGACAACAAAAAUUUAAAUAUUUCCCAACUUUUUAUAUUAUACAGAAGAUAUUCUGAUGGUUAUGUCAAUUUAAAUAAUAUACUAUCAUAUAUAUUUGCCUAUAAUAGAAUAAAUAAUAUAUCACCAUCUUCAAUUGAGUCGGAAUUAUAUUAUAAAGAUCUAAUAAAAUACAACUAUUUUUUAGAAAAAUUCAUAACAGAUGGUAGUGAUGGAAGUUAUCAGCAAUUUUUCAUUGAAGGAAAUAAUGUUAUUGAUGGUGCAUGGUGUUCUCCUGAUUAUGCUAAAAAGUUUUUCAGUUUUAUAAAAUUGGUAGACUAUAAUGAAAUUUAUAAGUUGUUAGAAAAAGAAAUUAAAAUUGAAGAUUUCGAUCAAAAUUUAAAUGAUAUUGUAAAGCUAAAUAAGGAAAACAAAGAAAUCAAAAUCAAAAUCAAAGAAGUAAAUGAAAUUAUAAUAGAUAUUUCAGAUAAAGAAAGUGAUGAAGUUCUCUCUAUUGACAGUGAUUCCGAAGAUAAGGAAGAUUUAAUAAAUAAUUUUGUUAAUGAAAAAAUUACUAAAGGUAACGCCAUUAGUGCUAGUAAAAAUGACAUUUUAAGUUACAAUAUCAAUAAAAACAUUAAUAAAAUUAACUUAAAUCAGAUGAAUGAAAAAAAUACCAAGACCAAUAAAGAUAAAGAUAAAGAUAAUGAUAAUGAUAAUGAUAAUAAAGAUGAUAUUCUCGAAAAAACAUUUGGAUCUGAUUUUGAAGGGUUGUUUAUUGUAUCACUGCAAACUAAGAAUAUGGGAUUGAAAAACAAUGGCAAAAGUGAAGUCGAACUGUUUUUGAUUUCUGAUAGUAAAAAUGAAAAUGAAAAUACAAAAAAAAAUGGAAAUAUAAAUAAGAACACAAAUACAAAUAUAAAUAUAAAUGAUGAUGUUUUUGAAAUAUCCAGUUCAGAUGAUGAUCUGGAGAAGGUAAUUGAUAUUGAAGAUCUGGAUUCUGAGCCAGAUUUGAAUUAUUUUACAAUUAAAAAAGAGAAAACAAAUCAGAAUGGGAGAAAUGAUCAUGAUUUAAAAUCAAAAAAUGAGAACCCGACGAUUUUAGUCAAUGGCAGAACGAGAAGAUCAGAACCAAGAACCAGAUCGAGAUUAGAAACAAACAAAGAUGAGGACAUGGAUGUGAAAUAUAAUGAAUUUGGAAGUGAAGCAUCAACUUCAUCGCUUGCAUCAUUGUUUAAGAAUAGCAGCGACGAAAUUAGAAGUAUGGAGGAGAUUUUUAUUGACGACAAUCAUUUAUCAGAUAUAUCAUUGAGUGAUAUUAUUAAGAGGAAUAAUGCAAUUGGAAUGCGAGGCAAAAGAUCGCAUAGUUUUUCUAAAAGCAGUGAUGGGCUGGAUAAAUUUGAAAGUGUGACUAGAAAGAGAAAUAAGAUUAGGAGUGAUAAUUUGAUUGAAAUAUCAGAAAGUUACGAUUCAGAAGAUGAGGAAGGAAGUUUUGAAAUAUAUAAAACGUUUGUUAUUGAUAGCAGUCCAACAGUUGAAAGUUUGCAAAAGCGGAUUGACUAUAUUGAUUCAUCGAUAUUAAAUGAAGAGAUUAAAGAGGCAGAUGGGAUAGCAGAUGAAAUAAUACGAGCACUUGGACAUAUUAAAGGAGAAAAGGAAUCGGUUGAUAUUCUAGAUGAAACCAUUAGAAAACUUGAGCCGUUUAAAAGGAUGAACCACCAUGUUUUCAGUUUGCCUAAAAUAAGAAAUGGAUUAAACCAAUUGGUAGAAUUGGAGUUGGUUAAUAAAGCUGAUCAAACGUUUCCAGAGUAUAAGAUUCUUCAGCGAUUGAGAAGUUUGAAAAAAAUAUGGGCUUUCAAAACACCAGAAACGAAAAAAGCAGGAGGAAAUGAGCAUAUUAUUCAUAAAACUCCUGGGUCAUCUGCAAGACAUAAUACAGAGUUAGAAAGUAUCGAAGAACUCUUUAAUUCUUCAUCUCCAAGCAAGAAUCCAGAUAAAACUGACGACGGUGCAGAGAUUACAGUUGGUUACAAGUCCACAGGCGAAUUUAAUUCAACGUUUUUGCCAGCUUACUAUCAGCCGAAUAUUGAGGUCAAAUCAAGAAAAAGUAACCAAGAAACGUUUUCCAAAGUGAGCAAGCCUAAAAAACAAGAAAAAGAAAAAGAAAAAAAAGAAAAAGAAAAAGAAACAAAAAAAGAACAGGAGGUGAGUUUCAACGAUUCCAGUUUGAAUAAAGCAGAUAUGUCGAGAAAGACCUCUGAGGACAAUUUGGACGAUUACUUGCGAUCAGCGAUAGAGACGUUGGAUUCUCUUGCCAACAGCGACACCUCGCAUACUGAGGUGGAGCAGAAGGACGCUGGAUUUGUUUUCAGCAGCCAGUUGGAGCCCCGUUGGACCAGUGCGAGCACUUGA